AUGUCUCUCUCGCAAACAGCACUUCGGCCUGUCUGGUUUCUUCUUCCCCCUUACUGUCUUCUCGUUUCGCUCAUCUAUACUUAUGGGCCUUCUCGCAAACCCAGCGAGGUGUAUCUAUCUAUCUAUCUAUCUAUCUCAGUCUCUCAUUAUCUAUCUAUCUACCUAUCCAUCUAUCUCAGCCUCUCAAUAUCUAUCUACAUGUCUGUUCAUGAUCUAUCUAUCGGAGUAUUUUCCUAUCUAUCUAUCUAUCUAUCUAUCUAUCUAUCUAUCUAUCUAUCUCAGUCUCUCAAUAUCUAUCUAUCUAUCUAUCUAUCUAUCUAUCUAUCUAUCUAUCUAUCUCAGUCUCUCAAUAUCUAUCUAUCUAUCUAUCUAUCUAUCUAUCUAUCUAUCUAUCUAUCUAUCUCAGCCUCUCAAUAUCUAUAUACAUGUCUGUUCAUGAUCUAUCUAUCUAUCUAUCUAUCUAUCUAUCUAUCUAUCUAUCUAUCUAUCUAUCUAUCUCAGCCUGUCAACAUUUAUCUAAAAGUAGUUUUUUUCCAUUUCUUUCUUCCUAAACUUCUAAUUUCCCUCUCUCGUACUGUUUGCCUCUCUUCUUUCUUUAUUUUCUUUCUUUUAACCAUUUAUGAUUUCCUUUUCUCUCUCGGCCUCACUUCUCUCAUUUGUCUGUUUCUUUCUUUUUCUUUACUUCUUCUUUUUAACAUUUCAGUUAAUCUUUCUUUCGAUCCUUCUUUCUCUGCCUUUCCCCCACUCUAUCUAUCUAUCUAUCUAUCUAUCUAUCUAUCUAUCUAUCUAUCUAUCUAUCUAUUUGCUCUCUUUUCUCUCUCUCUUUUCUCUCUCUCUUUUCUCUCUAUUUUUUUGAAUUUCUCAAUGACAAUUUAUAUUUUCCUAUCUUUCUUUCUUUCUUUCUUUCUUUCUUUCUUUCUUUCUUUCUUUCUUUCUUUCUUUCUUAACUCUCAUUCUCUCCUUUCUAUCACUUUGUCGUUUUCUUUGCUCUCCCUUUAA
Molecule: messenger RNA, 999 nt
Organism: Acanthosepion pharaonis
Lineage: Eukaryota; Metazoa; Mollusca; Cephalopoda; Sepiida; Sepiidae
Source: the annotation of a GenBank genome assembly